AUGGAAGCGAUUCUGCGCAAAGAGCUGAAACAAUGGCAGCGCGAAUUCCGCGUGACGCAUGGUCGCGAUCCGUCACGUACGGAUAUGCAGCGCAAUCCCGAUAUGGCACUGACGUAUGAUACGUGGCAUGCGCUGAGCCAGGCAAAAGGCGCGCCGAAGCCGCCGAAAAAAGAAAUAAAAGAGGCACGGCGCACAGCGAUGCCUGCGCCGCCGACGACGCCCACGAAGCCGCGAAAGACGAUACAGGUGCAAAGUCCCGGCAAUCCGUUUCGGUCUCCAAGUACGCCGCAGCGCACGUACAAAAAAAAGAACGACUUUGCCGCGUGCGAUUCGGACCUUAGCGAGCCGGAGACGUCGCCAAAACGUGCGGUGCCUACACCGACGAAACCGAAAAAGACACCCCCACAGAUAUUUGCGUACACACCACGUACCAAGGCACGCAAGCGGCUGCGCGGCGAAGAUGUGCGCACGCCGCCACAUGCGCGUUUGCCAAGGUACGAUGUGCAGUCGCGUGCAUCGCUGCUCCUAGCACAAAGUCCUUCGAAGCGCGCCGAGGAAGAGGAGGGGCCGCAGGCAAAGCGGCGCAUUUUUUCUUCUCGGGAUACACCGCUAGAGAUACCCAACUAUGACGCGUUCGGCCCAUCGCCCAGAAAGCGUACUCAAGCAUCCGCGCGCGGAUUCCGCCCUUUUUUUCGGACGGCCAGCACAGCAGACGUACCUGCGUCGCCGCAGAUGGAGAUGGAUGUUUGCGAAGAGGCCGCGCCAUCGUCUCAGUCCAUUCCCCAGACCCCUUUCUCACCCACACAGACCUCGCAGACGUCCGCCACGACGCAGGUGCCGCUUCCCGCUUCCAGUGCGCUUGCACUUGACGUGGAAACAAAUGGCGCGAGCGUCAUGGUUCUGCCCUACCAGCGCUUUGGCUCUGUCCGCACACGGCGCGGGCAGCUCGAAGAGCACGACGCACUCGACGCACUUGAGUGGGCAGUGCGGCAGGCGCAGAAUGAGGAGGCGCAGAAUGAGGAGGCACAGGAGCCGGUGCACGAGAUUGUUCUCCCCGAUCUCGACGAAAUCGAGUACCUAUCGCUUGUUUCGCCUAAACGCUAUGGACAACGCGCAGAGAUCGCGCGACGGCAGCGAGCCGCACAACUUGUGGAAGAGGUUGUUGCAGAGGACACGACUUCGGGGAUAGAUUGCGGGGCGAGCGAGAGUGACGACCACCACGACGACGAUUGGGCGAGCGAGACGAGUAGCGUGGAGUAUGGGCUUGGCGACGGCGAAAUGGAUAGUGCGGAUGUGUUGUAG
This is a messenger RNA of Malassezia vespertilionis, 1302 nucleotides long. RefSeq lists its product as uncharacterized. The transcript has a single exon. Gene Ontology annotation, cellular component: DNA replication preinitiation complex. The record is from RefSeq and is a predicted model, not a curated record. Gene Ontology annotation, molecular function: single-stranded DNA binding; DNA replication origin binding. The coding region runs from base 1 to 1302 and encodes 433 amino acids. NCBI's taxonomy places the organism in Eukaryota, Fungi, Basidiomycota, Malasseziomycetes, Malasseziales, Malasseziaceae. Gene Ontology annotation, biological process: DNA replication initiation; double-strand break repair via break-induced replication; mitotic DNA replication preinitiation complex assembly.